Macrosiphum euphorbiae (potato aphid) is the source of this 828-nucleotide messenger RNA. Lineage: Eukaryota; Metazoa; Arthropoda; Insecta; Hemiptera; Aphididae. The record is from the annotation of a GenBank genome assembly.
AUGGGUAAAGUUAAAAAUAAUAAGUUGCGCAAGUACAGGAAAGAUUGGGAGCAGAAUUCAUGGGCAAAAGGAUGGUUGUCUGAAGCUGACCCACUAGCAAACGAAGUAAAUGAAAGUUACUGUAAAGUUUGCAAAUCGUACUUAAGGGCACACUUGACCGAUUUAAAAAAACAUAGCACUACCAAAGUGCAUGUGGAAAAUAUGAAAAUGAUCAAGCCGUCUUCAAACCAGAGUAAAUUAAAUAAUAUAAUAAUUGUUACAAACGAACAAAAAGAGUUAGAUUUAAAACUUGCUGUUUAUGUAGCCACGCACAGUUCAAUUAGGAGUAUGGACCAUUUGUGUGAAAUACUCAAGUUAAUAGGAAAUAAUUCUUUGUUAACUAAUUUAAAGCUCCAUCGUACAAAGUGUUCAAGUUUAAUUAAAAACGUUUUAGGGCCUUCACUAUUGGAAGAUUUAGUUAAAGAUUGUAAUACUGGCCCAUAUUCACUCAUUGUCGACGAAUCAACUGAUAUUUCUGUUGUAAAAUAUUUAUGCCUGUGUAUAAAAUAUUUUAGUAUUAAGGAUCAAUGUAUAAAAAUUGAAUUCUUAGGAUUAGUCGAAGUAGAUAGCUGCACAGCUGACUUAUUGUUUCAACAUUUAUGCAAAUAUAUCAAAAAUAUAGGCCUUGAUAUUAACCAAUUAAUUGGAAUUGGCACGGAUGGAGCUAGCAAUCUCUGUGGGAAAAAUCAUUCGUUGUUUGCUCUUCUGAAAAAAAAUAAUCCAAAUUUACAAAUCGUUCGAUGUAUUUGUCAUUCGUUAAAUAAUGCAAUUUCAAAAGCUAGUGAUUAA